Lonchura striata (white-rumped munia) is the source of this 1578-nucleotide messenger RNA. It is a transcript of the gene SLC35D4, whose product is annotated as solute carrier family 35 member D4. The record is from RefSeq and is a predicted model, not a curated record. Lineage: Eukaryota; Metazoa; Chordata; Aves; Passeriformes; Estrildidae.
GCGACGUGUCCGCGGCCCGGCCGAUGGCCGCCCCCGCCCGCCGCGCUCCGCGCCCGCGCUGACGGAUGUAUUUGAAGAGGCCGGCGGGCGGCCUCGCCUUCUGCCUCUUCUACCUGGCCUCCAGCUUCACCAACAAGUAUGUUCUGUCUGUCCUGCAGUUUACCUACCCUACCCUUUUUCAAGGGUGGCAAACAUUGGUGGGUGGACUUCUGCUUCACAUCUCCUGGAAGCUGGGCUGGGUGGAGAUAAACUUGUGUUCAAGGUCUGAAAUCCUGUCAUGGCUUCCUGCAUCAGUACUUUUUGUGGGCAUUAUUUAUGCUGGCUCCAGGGCACUGUCUAGAUUGCCAAUCCCAGUGUUCCUCACCGUGCACAAUGCAGCAGAAGUCAUAACCUGCGGGUUCCAGAAGUUUGUGCAGAAAGAGCAGACUUCUCAUCUGAAAGUCUGUAGUGUGCUGUUCCUCCUGGCAGCAGCAGUGUGCCUUCCUUUGUGUGACACACAGUUUGAUCCAAAUGGGUAUUUAUGGGCUCUAAUUCACUUGAUCUGUGUUGGGGCUUACAAAGUAUUUCACAAGUUGUGGAAACCUGGAUCUUUAAGUGAUCUGGACCAACAGUACAUCAACUAUGUAUUCAGUGUGGUGCUGUUGGCCUCUGCAUCCCAUCCAGCAGGUGAUCUUUUUAGUGCCUUGGAUUUUCCAUUCCUGUACUUCUACAGGUUUCAUAGCAGCUGCUGUGCCAGUGGACUGUUGGGAUUCUUUCUGAUGUUGCACACAGUGAAGCUAAAAAGCAGCGCAACCUCAGGGCAAUAUGCAGCCUGGAGUUUCCUUGCAAAGGUUAUCACUGCUAGCUUAUCACCGUUCUUCUUUGUCAUGACCGCCAAUGUUCUAACCAUUUCUUGCCUUGUGAUCGGUGGAGUUGGAGAAGCAUUGCUUGUUUACACUGAAAGGACAGGCACAUAAAGAGGAACCAGAUCUCACCAGUUGGAAAAGAACUGACUUGCAGCCUAGAGACACUAUCACGAAAAAAAAGCAGCAGCAGGAAUGAAGAAGUGCGACCAAACAUGAGGAAAGGGAUCUAUUUUUUUUUUUUUCAAUUAAGAAAAGAACGUGUGCUAUUACUGGUGCUGGUAAGGGAGCAGCAUAGUUGGCAAAGAUGGUAAGGAGCCUUUGCCUCAAAGCACAAGACCAACUAUAUCAGAUUGAUGUGGUAAAUAAAAAACUGCACUGUAUCAUGCUGAUGGCUCUGUGUGAGCACUACUCAGUAGCAGCUUCUUACACAGGGAGCUAAACUCAGGAAAAGCAGCAUUCCCCACAGGAUGCUCCCGGUGGUUUUUUUUUUGUUUGAAGCAGACAGCAGGUCAUACCAAACAACGUAUAAAUUCAGGAUCUGGAAGGAUGGAUUUUGCCUCCAGCUGUUCUGUAAGCAGCAAGCUGCCACACACAGGUCUCUAGUCAUGUUGUCUGAACUGGCACAGGGACUGAGGCCAAAGGGCUUGUGGAGAUAAUCCCCUUCUGGAACUGUGGCAGUUUGACAGCCUUUCAGAAAGGGAAAAUCAGCAAUAAAUCUCAAUAUCUGUAGUGA